UUCCCACAAUGAACAAGGCCAAUAGGAAAUAACCCUCCCAGUUUUAAGAAAGGAGGUGGGGUGCAAGGGAUUCAAACUAAGGCAGGCUUUAAAGUGACUCAAACCCUCCCAAAGACUGAGUGCAGACAGUCUCCACAGCACUAAGAAGUGGGCUUACUGUGACUGAACUGCUGCUUUUCUUGUCAACCUAAAACAAAAAAAACAGGAGAAAACCUUAGACUUACUGAAGACAGGCAGAUAAGGUGCUGCACACUCAGGACAAUGGGAAACUGAGCAGGCUUAGCACUUUUUUACUGUAUUUAUUGUGAAGGAAAGAGGAGCAAGGACAAACUGGAGGAUACUAGAGAUUAUAUUGCCAUGGAAACCAAAAGCUGGAAGCGGACACAAGGACCACUGAAGGUGGAUGAACUCUCUUGAAUGUAUCUUCACGUCGUCAUCCUGCUGCACACUGUGGUGAGAGAAUGCUGUGGAGAAUCACCAUCCCCAUCCUCCUUGCUGGGUUCUUCUGCGUCAUUGCAGAGGCCAAAAAGCUCCGGCCCCAAGGCUCAAUACCAUCCCCACACAAGGCCAAAGGAAACCUGUCUGCAGAUCACCCCCACAGACUUUUGCAGCAGAAACCAGAAGUCCUGUCCUCAAGCCGAGAGGCCCUAGUUGUGACUGAGCGGCGUUACCUCCGAAGAGACUGGUGCAAGACCCAACCCCUUCGCCAGACAAUCAGUGAAGAGGGUUGCCGCAGCCGCACUGUGGUCAACCGCUUCUGCUACGGCCAGUGCAACUCCUUCUACAUCCCACGGCAUCUGGGUCCCAGCUCGAGUCAUGGACACAGUCGAGGUCAGGCUUCAGGGUCUGGAAGAAAGGGCCACAAUAAAGCCCAGGAGCCCUUCCAGUCCUGUUCCUUUUGCAGGCCGCAUCGCAUCACACAGCUCACAGUGCAGUUAGACUGCCCAGAUCUGCAGCCCCCCUUCAGACACCGCAAGGUGCAGAGAGUCAAACAGUGUCGAUGCAUGUCUGUGGAUGUGACCGGUCAUGGAAAACUGUGAAGGACUACCUUAAUAGAUUUUUGUUGUCAGAUUACUUGCCAAAAUAAGGAGUGAGGAACAUUGUCAAGUCAUAGUAAAAAUGGCUUGUCCAGCAAAAAACUGAACAUAAGAAACCUGUGUGAUAAAGGCAGCAUUGAACUAAUCAGAGAUUUGCAGUCAAGAUGUCUCAUCACUUUAGAAAUCCUUUUUGUUCAAGUUAAAGUUGGUAUACAGCCGUCUGGGUGGAACAGUGGGUGUAUUUUCUCUCCCAGGUGUAACAAAUUUUAUUUACAAGUCUAAUGAACACAGGGUGAUUAUGCUGACCAUUGCAUCUUAAAAUUAUAUUUUCUGAGCAGUGCAACUAGCUUGUUUCUUUGAUAUGAACUGUUUCAUUGCAAAUGAACUGACAUUUACCUUGCCAGUUUUUUGCCUUGUGUGCUGUCAUACCAUUACUUUUCGGCAUCUUGAUUGAACUGAAGCUGCGUUGAGAUGAAUUAGAGAAACUUCAAGUGCCACGACAGUGGCUUCAACUCGUUCGGACUAAGAACUUGGCUGCAAGUUGAGCAAAAUAUACUGCAGCUUGUGUAAUGGUUGUGCAAUGAAAUGUAUACAGUAUGAUAUAUGUAUGUGUGUAAGUAUAUUUCUUUAAAAUAUAUUAAAUCUAUUUCAUAUAAAACAACUCCCUUUAGAGUGCAUGCACUUGUGUAUCAAAAGAGGACAAUGUUAAAUAACCAGCGGUUUCAAUGCAAAUUUAUAUAUUUGAUUUUAUUCAAUAAAUAUCACUUUUUAUGUUCAUUGUUAUUUAAAAAUAGAAUUGGUAUUGUUCAUGUAAAAAAAAGAAAUCUGAUGAGAAUUCAAUUGCAUGUCUAAUGUAAAGGGAUUCACACUGUCACACAGCUAGAAAAAUGAAUUACAUACAUAGAACUGUGUUUAAAAUAAAGUAUAUUAAUAAAGAAAUGCUGUUCAUCUGGAAAAACAUAGAAAUCAUCAGAUCACACCAUGUGGAUAUGUGGGUUUAAGUAACAAAUGGUAAUAGAGGAGGUGCUGCUUCUAAAACAUUUAAGCCAUCAGACAUUUUUGAUACUUGUGUGAAAUUGACUAAAUCCAAACCACUUUAACUCAUGUCAAAUCGAAUAUUCUCUUUAUCAUGCGUAUUAUAUACAUGAGAGGUUUGGAAAAAAAAAAAAGACCUGUUUUGCAUUGUUCAUUUGCUACCUAUACCCUUCAAUAAGGCACCAUGUUCCCAUAUAAAAAAAUCUUAGAUGUGCCUUUCACCAGAACUAAAAAUUAAAUGUUUUCAGAAUAAAUAUAUGAUAGGAAACUUGCACAAAAACGUCGAAACACAAUUAUACCAAAGAUUAAAAAAUAGACGCAAUUUGGAAAUAAUGCUAAAAAGACUAUGUUCUAAAGACAUAUUUUUGCUAAUAUGACUUAAGAUUUUUGUUUGGUUGCAGAUUAAUCUUUUGUAUUAAGUCCACUUAAAUCCAAGAACCGACCAAAGAAUUAAAAUAAAUAAUUUUUAACAUCCUCCACGGUAGAUUGUGCUCAUGCUAAAGCUCAGCGGCUGUCAUCCAUUUUCUGCCUCAUAUCUUCUUACCCAGCUUUGCUUUCUGUGAAAUACAAAAAAAUAGAUGGGAGUUAUUUACACGCAAUAACCUUCAGAUUUCAUAUGCAGACAGGCAUUUUUAAACUGCGUGGUCUUCUCGAGAGAGAAGACAGAAAGAGAAGAAAGGUUAAAA
Messenger RNA from Gambusia affinis (western mosquitofish), 2758 nucleotides. RefSeq names its product gremlin 2, DAN family BMP antagonist a (gene grem2a). The transcript has 2 exons. Gene Ontology annotation, biological process: animal organ morphogenesis. The record is from RefSeq and is a predicted model, not a curated record. The coding region runs from base 462 to 1040 and encodes 192 amino acids. NCBI's taxonomy places the organism in Eukaryota, Metazoa, Chordata, Actinopteri, Cyprinodontiformes, Poeciliidae. Gene Ontology annotation, molecular function: BMP binding; receptor ligand activity.